CACAAACACACACACACAAAGAUAAGUGGUAUUUUAGGUCACCCAGGACAGACAAACGUCCUGAAACCAGCCAGCAACAUGGUCAUCAUGCUCAGAACAACACAGGCCAGUAUAUUUACAGCGGACCAGACAGUGCUAUUCUCUGCCUAAACUGCACAGGAAGACACCAUGCUGGCAGAAGAUGUCCACAAGUUGGCCUCUUACAAAACGACUCCUAACGCCAGCAAAAAUGAUUAGGAAAGUUAAGACGACGUCUCCAGCACAACGCCACACGUGGAAAUCUUCCAAAACAGACAACCAGCCAAAAGCCCUCUGGCAAGCUCUUUUAUUUAACAGUUGUGUUGACAUGUACCAAUUAUUUCAUAUCCCGACUAAAUUCUAUGCCCAGCCAAGAUAGUGCAUUCAGACAAGACGGUACAAAAAAGAAAGAAACGCCUAAAGGAGGCAAAGUGAAUAAAACAAAGAUGCAGGUGGAAAAUCCGUUGCAAGGCCUGGUGUGGAAGUUGUUACUGGUGAACACUUUAUCAUGUGGUCUGGAGGCCUGCAUGGCUGCAGGAACCAUCUACAUCCCACCUCUGUUGCUGCGGGCCGGCAUGGAGGAACGCUACAUGUCUAUGUGGCUUGCGGUGGGUCCUAUUCUGGGUUUGAUCUUUGUACCCAUUAUUGGCUCAGCUAGUGAUUCGCAGCGAGGCCGUUUCGGUCGUCGCCGGCCGUUUAUCUGGAUGCUGAGUCUGGGAGUUUUACUAGGCCUGCAAGUCACACCACAGGCCUGGCGCCUGGCUGUGCUGAUGUCCCCACAGCACCAUCACUGGUGGGAAGCUGCCCUGCAGGCUGGAGCUGUGUGUCUGACGAACUUCUGUGGAUAGGCCUGUCUAACCCUGCUGGUGGCUCUGCUGGCAGACCUGUUCCCCGGGGAAGAGGAGAACCGCAGAGCAUUCUCAGUUAAUUCCCUGAUGACCAGCCUGGGGGGAUGCCUGGGGUUCUUGCUCCCUGCUGUGGACUGGAGCCAAGCACCCAUAGCAGCAUACCUGGGAGGGCAGGAGGCCUUCAUCUACGCCCUGCUCACCUUCCUCUUCCUCAGCUGCCUCCUCGCCACCGCCUUUAUCCCAGAGGACACCGGAACCAGAGGAGGAGAGAUGAAGACAGUCACCCAUGGCCCUUUGAAAAGCUGGAUUAGCAGAUACUGCCCUCACUUGUUCCCGCCCCGGCCUCAGUGUUUCCUUGUCGCGCUGGGCACAUGUGCAUCAGCAUGUACGUCAGUGUUCCCUCAUGUGUUUGCUGCAUGUGCGCGUGUGCCGACGGUCAUAUGGAGACUGUUUGUGGCGGAGAUGUGUAGCUGGAUGGCACUGAUGAGUGUCAUGCUCUUCUUUGCUGACUUUGUGGGGGAGGGAUUGUACCAGGGAGUGGCGAAUGCAGAGACUCUUUCGCAGGAAAGAAAACACUAUGAUGAAGGUGUGCGUAUGGCCAGUCUGGGUCUCUUCCUGCAGUGCGUGGUGUCGGUGCUGUGCUCUGUGCUAAUGGACUGCUGGGUGGCUCUGCUGGGAGCCAGGGUGGUGUAUCUCAGCGGUGUAGCUCUGUUGGUGUUUGCCACCACCGUCAUGAGUGUCUCCGACAGUGUGAUAACGGUCACUGUCAUGAGUGCUGUGACAGGAUACACACUCAGCGUCCUUCAGGUCCUGCCAUACACCCUGCUGUGUCUCUAUCUCUCAAAUAGACAGGCUUUUUUCAUUUCGUCCAAGCCUCAGCUCAGCGAAAGUGAUGACGUAACGCUUACCAAGCCCCUCCUCUCAUGUGGUCCAGCCACUCCUAAUGCCACACAAGGCCACACGAGGGGACUCACUUUACCUGGGGAGGAGCCCUCUGUUGGAUUGCCCCAUAUUUCACUGUUUGUGGGUGGAGGUGACAGAGGCGAAGCAGACCGCACACCAGUCCCACAGAGAGGGAUGUGUUUUGACAUGGCGAUACUCGACAGUGCCUACCUGCUUUCACAGGUGCUGCCGGCAAUGUGCCUUGGCUCGAUCGUGCAGCUGGCGAACAGCGUGAGGGCUUACAUGGCCUCCGCCUGCUGCUUUAGCCUGCUGGCUUUUCUCUGCUCUACCAGGGUUGUCUACAGCCACGCUGACCUCCAGCGCUGACCAUCGCUCCAUCGAGAACAUCAGCAGAGGAUGUACAGUAGCACACACCUCUGCCAGCAUCAGUUUAAGACAGCUCGUUGUCAAGGCCAGUAAUGAGAUGUGGGUGAAUGCAUCGCUUUCAUCACAGUCACACCAGUGUAUUGUGUGUAAAAUCAAACACAGAAACUAUGUUCAUGUAUAAAAUAAAUUUAAAAAAUAGAUUCUUGUAUAGGCAAUAAUAGGGAGUGAUAUCCUGCUGUGUGUACUGUUGCUAAGAAACCACACUGGAGUCCUGACUCUCCUUGUGUGGUGCAUUAUGCUGCAGUCUUCUCAUCCAUAUGCUCUCUUUGGCUUAGGAUCACUUACAGCCAGCAUGGAAUAACUGAAUGAAUCUAAUUACCCAAUAGGGGGAAAAAAUCAACCUUUAAAAUAAAGCUACCUUUCUAGCCAGGCGUCCCAGUUUGGAGCUAUACUGGUUAUGCUGUUAUUCAUGAUCUAGGUCAAUGACUAAGAUGGUUUGAAAUGAUCUCUCUACACUCAGGGACAAUAUUGAUUUUUCAACGUUUACAAUGUAUCUCUCAGAUUUUCUUAUCUACAGUGAGUCUAUAGGCACCAACAAUAUGACCAAGGACACUCAAAAAUAUUGCACUGACGUCCGUCUUUCUCAUUAAUGUUAAUGCAACUGAAAGAUGCCUGAGACAUUUUAUUUGCAGUAUUCUGUACUGCAGCUGUUGCUGGUGUACGCCUUCCCAGGGGCUGCUAAACUCUAACUGCUGUGCCAUGAGGCAGUGGAUAUUAGGGCUGUCACUUUUUCACAAAAUCUAGUUUGAAUAAAUUCAGAGUAACGUAACGUAAUUCUAGCCUAAUCCUAAACUACAUGCAGAAGACGUUCCGUUCAGUCAUGGCGUCCUCGGUGCCUCACUGAGUGACAGGCUGAUUUACUAUAAGGCAGGCCGCAAUUUUUCCAUCUAUGGUGUUGAAUCCAAAACGCUCCCUCACAUUACUUCUCAGAAGGUUUUAGGCGUCGUGAUGAUCCUUUCAGCACAGCUAGCUAGUUUUGUCCAUUUUGAUUCGAAUCUAAACUAAACAGAACUAAAGUUCACAGACACACUGUUAAGAACAAACCAAUUGCUAAUCCAAUGAGGCAACAACAACUUGCAGCUCAUAUUUUUCUUAUUAUAAACACAUUUACGUAACAUAACUGUCAGUCUUUACACCUUCAGUUGUUGAAAAUGUCUUUCUGAAUUUGAGCACUUUGUCAGUCCUAAACAAGACAUGUCUUUGGAAAUAAUGGCUGUGAAGCUAUCACCAACUGUUAUUCCACGCCUUCUGGCUUCCUUGCAGAGACGACUGAUGUUAAACUCAUGUCUGUGCGUUAAGUUUGAAGCUAGAGCCAGGAGGCACGAAGACUGGAAGCAGGGAAACAGUUAGCCUAGCUCGCUCCAAAGUGCAAGAAUAACUAUUCCAACACCUCUAAAGCUCAGUAAUUAAAAAGUUGUAUCUUGUUUGUUUAAUCCCGAUUGAUUGUAUCAUCUAACUCGUAACAAGAAGGAGGAGAAACGUGCAGUAUUUCCCAAUUUGCUGAAGUAGCUAUGUCUGAAAGGAAGGAAGUCUGGUUUUUAGCUUGAGCAACAUAUUUAUCAUUUUCAAAGGGCUUACCUGAAUCAACAGCCAUAAAACUUUAUCACUCCAUAGGUAAUUCUAUGGGAGUAAUAUUGUGUGGCACAUAUCAAUAUACAUAGAAUACCAUAUAUGCAGUCAUGCAACGUGCCAUGAGUUAUUCUAAUAACACGUGUAUAACAUAGCUUUUAAUAAUACAUUUUCAUAAUUCCUUUUGUAAAUGUUAACUACCACUGUUUACCAAGCUUCUGUAUGUAUUUAGAGAAAAUAUACUACGAUCCAAAACUGGUCUGAGCUACCCGCAUUGCAUUACAGAACCUUGUAGCUAAGUUUAAAAGUAAUAACACUUAUGACAUAAAAAGUAUAACUCAAAUGAUAAAAGUGAAUGUCGUUUAGGAUAAUCAUAACAUGUACAUGUGCUUUGUGAAUCCUUUCCCAUCUGCUAGUGGUGUAAAGAUUUGCUUUCAGUCUGACUUUUUGUGGCUCUGCUGAACCACCAGAGGGCGCCUUUGUCCAGCGAACCAGCAGCACAGCAGCAUCCAGCCAAGCCUGACAAGAGAGCUCAUCCAGCGCCUGUGUUCUUCAUGGAGUUCAGGUGGCACUGCUCGUAAAAACAGCAGGUUUUAGCAGAAAGUGUUUUCCACUUGUCUCAGUGCGAUCUGACUUCUGUUUUAGACGCUCUCCCGUUCUAAUAAGACACAGCAAAGCUUUCUGCUAUCAUUCUCUGCACAACCUUAGACUGCAUGUAUAUUAAAGUGUCCAUAUACUGUAAUUUUGGGGAGACAUAAUUCAUUUCUGGUGCUUUUAAUACCUUUUGAGACACAUUUAGAUCUUUUAGAGUUUUCCAUGUGUGACGCAUGGGGUUCAAACUGUCACCACCUUUCAAACUGUAAAAAUAAUUCAACACUGACGGUGCUUUAAGGUACUGUAGACCGCACGUUCAUCCCAACAAAUGUUCCCGGACUUGUUCAUUUUGCUUGUUUCUCCAGACGCCCUGUGUUGUUCCAGCAACAGACACUUCUGCAGUACUUUUUUUCUGCUCAAAGUUAGCGCUGAACUCUUCCACUGGAGUCCAUCUCCCUUUAAUAAUAACCUGUUUCUUCUGGAGAAGAUGUCUGCAUUGUAACUUGGUGAUCCAGGUGGAGCUUUUACCCUGACAUCAUUUGUCCCAGCAUGAAUUACCAUGUCACUGUUUUUCCUGUCGUCAGUGGCAAACAGAGCAGCAAGCUGUAGUCUAACCCCGCAUACCAUAAAAAGGCAGUUACAAGGCAUAUGUCAUAAGUUGUGAAAAGAAACAUUUGUAAUGCUAUAUUGCAUCUUGUAAUACAACAGCGGCCAGUAAAACUCAAAUACAUGUUUGUGAACUGCUGUACAGGUAGUUUCCUGCUCUGACCAAUCCAAGCUGUAACUGUUCUCUUCUGUAGCUGAUGUAGAGGGAAACGGAUUGCUGAAUAUAAUGUAAUAAAACAGGCCAAGUGCUCGCAGCGAACUAUAUGACACGUGAGCUGGGCCAAAGUGUGUCUCAGGUCACUGGACCAUAUAAAUGAUCCACAUCAAGGCUGGAUUAAAAAGUGUGUCAUCAGUCUGUGGUCAUUUGAUUAACAUAAACUGAAAUGGUCUGAAAGGUUCCUACCUAGUCCUGGGUUUUCUAGCUUAACUUUCAUUUUUAAAGGAUCUUUUAUUAACACUGGCAUGAGCAACACAUUUUACACUCACAUUAAUGUAGCUGUAAGCAGAUAUACGUGUUUAUUAAUAUAUUUGUUAAUAACUAUAACUCACCGGUGGAGGCUGCUGUAUGAACAGAUCAUGAAUGGCACUGAAGUAAAACAGGUGUAAUAAAAUAAAAUGUCUUGGAGGAGUUGUAACUGUUGACACAUCCUUACAAAUGCCCUGGCCCCUAAAGAGGAGGCCCCGCUGCUUCCUCAGAGACCUGCAGUGACCCAGGGACAGUGUCUCCCAUAGCACUUCAGACACCCCUCAGACAGCAAAGCAGCCCCAGCGGCUCACCCUUCCCCUUCCGCCCAACUACACUGCAGUGCGUUGUAAACCCUUUAAUAAAUGUUUGGAUGCUGCUCGUUGUUCACUUGAUAUUAUGCUUACAGGGUGCAUAUUCUUAAAUAAAUGAGUAUUUAUUCAACUCCAGAGUUGGACAUUUUCCCCUCAGGACCCCAUGGCAGGUAAACCCAGGCCUGAGCCGCACUGAAGAUCCAGACAACACGCUCUAUAAAGCAGUGAGAAGAACUACGGAGAGGCCAGCGCACCUCAUCUGUGUUGGACUUCCUGGGGACGGAAAUCCAGUAUUCAGACUUCUGUUCAGGCUGCUGGAACUGUGUUCCACUUGAAAACACAGCGUGUUGAGAGCAGACUGUUAUGCACAGCAGUGUGUAGAGGGUUCUUCACCUGGUGAGCACAGCGCAUCAUGUUUCAGCCUUAUUCCGAAAUGGAUUAAACUCGUUAUUUUCCUCAAACUUCUACAAACAAUACACCAUACUGACAGCGGGAAAGAAGUUUGUUUGAAAUCUUUGCAAAUUUAGUAAAAAUAAAAACCGAAAAAAAUCUCAUGUACAGAAGUCUUCUCCCAUUCUUCUUAGCGCUCGGGAGCAGGUUUUCAUCAAGGUCGCCUCUGUACAUUGCUGCAGAGUCUCCCAGCUCCUGCCUUUGAACCCCCCCAGCACGAUGCUGCCCCCGCCCUGCUUCACUGUAGGGACGGUGUUGUCCAGGUGAUGACGGUGCCCGGUCUCCUCCAGACAUGACGCCAUUCAGGCCAAAGAGUUCAGUCUUUGUUUCAUCAGACCAGAGAAUUUAGUUUCUCAUGGUCUGAGAGUCCUUCAGGUGCCUUUUGGCGAACUCCAGGCGGGCUGUCGUGUGCCUUUUACUGAGGAGGGGCCUCCGUCUGGCCCCUCCACCAUACAGGCCUGACUGGUGGAGUGCUGCAGAGAUGGUGGUUCUUCUGGAAGGUUCUCCCCUCUCCACAGAGGAACGCUGCAGCUCUGUCAGAGACCAUCGGGUUCUUGGUCACCUCCCUGACUGAGGCCCUUCUCCCGUGAUCGCUCAGUCUGACCGGGCGGCCAGCUCCAGGAAGAGUCCUGGUGGUUCCAAACUUCUGAUGGAGGCCGCUGUGCUCACUGGGACCUUCAAUGCUGCAGAAAUGUUUCUGUACCCUUCCCCAGACCUGUGCCUCGAUACAGUCCUGUCUCAGAGGUCUACAGACUAGUCCUUGGACUUGAUGGCUCGGUCUGUGCUCUGACAGGCACUGUUAGCUGUGGGACCUUAUACAGACCGGUGUGUGCCUCUCCAGAUCCUGUCCAAUCAGCUGUACUUCUGUACAUGUGAUGUUUUCAUUUUUAUUUGUAAUACAUUUGCAAAGAUUUUUCCCCUUGUCGUUAUGCGGUAUUGUUUGAAGAAUUUUGAGGAAAAUAAUGAAUUUAAUCUGCUUUGGAAUAAGGCUGAAACAUAACUGAUUGUGGACAAAGGUAAGCGCGGGGAAUACUCUCCGGAUGCGCUGUAGAAAAUUACGUAAAGAUGGAAAACACUCUCGUGCUUCAUUCAUACUUCUGCUUGAAUCCCAGCUUAGAUUUGUGAAACAUUUUUCUUCACCACAUCCUGGACACUUGUGGACCGAGACACCUGGUGUGGACAGAGACACCUGGUGUGGACAGAGACACCUGGUGUGGACAGAGACACCUGGUGUGGACCGAGCGGGUCAGCGCUGCCGGUUGGAGGAGCCAAACGGUUCAGCGCCAGAACGGGAAUCAGCUCAGGCCCAAACACCGGGCCCCGGGUGCGGCAGCAGGAUGCUGUCAGGCCGGCUCUGCGGACCUGCGGGACAAAGACUCUCAUUAACAGGUGUCUCCAUUCCUGUGCCGCCCCCCCACCCCCACCGGGCCACACUGUACCCGGCUCCGCCCGGUACGUAGUGAGCC
Siniperca chuatsi (mandarin fish) is the source of this 7657-nucleotide messenger RNA. Its product is annotated as solute carrier family 45 member 3. The transcript is spliced from 8 exons. Gene Ontology annotation, biological process: transmembrane transport. The record is from RefSeq and is a predicted model, not a curated record. Lineage: Eukaryota; Metazoa; Chordata; Actinopteri; Centrarchiformes; Sinipercidae. Gene Ontology annotation, cellular component: membrane. Gene Ontology annotation, molecular function: sucrose:proton symporter activity.